Molecule: messenger RNA, 2426 nt
Organism: Megachile rotundata (alfalfa leafcutting bee)
Lineage: Eukaryota; Metazoa; Arthropoda; Insecta; Hymenoptera; Megachilidae
Biological process (GO): positive regulation of neuron migration; neuron projection morphogenesis
Cellular component (GO): cytoplasm; axonal growth cone; cell leading edge
Source: RefSeq, a predicted model, not a curated record
AUGCGCGCGAACGUCGGAGAACGCGCACCUUCUUUCCUCUUUUCCGUCGCUCUUUGUUCCCGUUCAUCGAAAAUCGACGUAUUUACUUGCUUCCACUCUAGUUAAUAGCUUGUGAAAAUGCAGUGACGUGACUGAUCUUGUGACAUUUAAUUUAAUCUUUAUUGGUGUCAACUUUAACUCAGAACUGUGCACCGAAGAUCGUUGCAGGAUCCGCUCACCUGCAGUGACCUGAAGUUCACCUGAAGUUUUAUUGCAGUGGCUCAUGAAAGCAUUCGAGCGUAUACAAUUAACAGAGCCGAGAUGAAUAAAACGGAGCUGAACAUAGUGCUGAGCACAGAGCCAGCAAAGACAUCCUCGAGCGUAAUUCACUCGCACAUUCCAGUACCGAGGAUCACGAACGCGAUUAAAGCACAAGAAAGAUGUCCUCCGCCCCGGCGAGGAUCGUUCGAAAAGCUGUCCAGAGGAGUAUCCGUGGCAGCUCAAAGGGCAUCGUUCGAGAAACUGGACGCUUCCGUUCAAUUACGAUCGAGGAACAAUAAUUUGUCGAGUUCGAGCAUCGAGAUGCGAAACUCGGCGGAGAAGCUCGCCUCCUCGACGAUCAACUGCAAGACGAACAACGAGCCGAUCUCUAUCGCGAAAUUAAACAGGAGCAACAGCCUCGAGAGCAAAUGGAAGAGCAAAUACGAGGAGUCUGAGAAGAGGAGGAAAUUAUUGCUACAGAAGAGCGAGGCUGCGAACAAAGAGCAUGCAGAUUUGGAGAAGAAAUAUCAGCAGUUGCAGAAACAAAAUAGCACGCUGCAGUCGCAAAUUCAAGAUAAAGAACAAAAAUUGCAAAAAUUGCGAACAGUUUCUGAAGCGGUGUGCAAAGAAUACGAGCAAUUAAAGCAUCAGUACGAUGUGGAGACAGGUGCGAUGCACAAAGCUAUGCAGCAAGCAUCUCAGUGGUACAGACAAAACCGUGAACUGAAGAGACGAUCCCAGAUCAUAACGCAAAAGUUUCUGCAAGUCAAUCCGGAGGGAUCUGUGGACAUCGAGUUAUCUGAUGAAGUUGAUUCGAAUUUCGAAGAUCUUGAUCAGCUGAGAGAAACCGUGAGAGAAUUGAGCAAAGAGAUAGCGAGGCUUCAGACUGAGUUGCAUUCCGCUCGCCUUCAAGAAUUCGAAGCGCAGGAACAGGUGACGCAUUUAACGACGCAGUUGGAGGAAGAAAGGACUCUCAGGCAAAAAUGUGAAGAAAAGGUGAACGAAAUGAAGGUGCACAAAGAAAACAUGGAAAGAGUGACCAAAAUGGUGGCUGAAGAGGUGCAAGCGUUGAAGGCUCAAUGCGAUCGCGAAAGGGAAAAUGCGAAAAUUAUGAAAAUAGAAGCGGAAAGGGUGCAAAAAGAAAGAAACGUGCUGGCUCAUCAAAGCGCUCUUCUAAUGGCGGAAGUAGGCGACGACCCCAACGGAAGACUGCUAACUGUGUUACAAGAGGUGGAAUCUUUGAAGAGAUUAUUAGAAGAAGAACAACAGAACCACAAUUCGCAUAUACAAAUGCUGGAAGAGAAGUUAGAAGAGAAAGAAUCUAACGUAGAGUUCGAAAUAGUUGAAGAGAAGUUGAAGUUAGCUGAAUCGGAGCUGGAAGUUGCAAAUCAGAGGGCAGAAAGAGCAGAACAGUUGGUAGAAAGUUUGGAAGGUCUGGUUCGAAGUUUGAAAGAGAAAAUCAGUGAACUGGAGGAGAAGCUUUCCAGGCCACCGCCACCUCCUCUGCCGCCUCCACCACCGCCACCGAUGUUUAAUAACAAUGGUCAAUCGUCUAUUAAAUUGCUGACGAGGGAAAAAAUGAAUUCGGAACGCAACGCCGUGACCGACAUGGAGUGCAUGCUUGGUAUCACAAAGAAAACGCCGACAGUUGCGCAACAACCUGCUAUCGAUGAUAUCAUUAAUCAGAUAAAAGGAGGACGGUUCACUCUAAAACAGACGGAUAAACAAAGGGAAGAGGAAAGGAAAAGGCGACAGGAAGCGGAAAGCGCACCACCGGCUGUAUCGGAAAUGUUAAAUAUUUUGGGCACGAUGAGAAGGAGAGCCAAACCAGUAAAGCAAUCUUUAAAAUCAACAGACCCACCGACAUAAAAAUAGACUGUUGCUUAGCAAGGUGCAGAAGAAUUUCCGGAUGUCUCGUGAAAUUUUGAGACAAUUUGCGAUGAUAUUAUUUAUUUAGUUGAUAAUUUUUUUUACUAUUAAAUAUAUAAGACAUGUAGAUUUAUACGAUGAAGUUGCAAUAUAUUUGUGUAAUGUGCAGGACGUACUUUUCGUAUGUACAGCAGAUAAAUAAAAAGACGGUUAAAGGGGAAGUGAUAGGAGACAGAUUCACAGUAAGCAUUAUGAAAAGGUGUAUUAUAAAAAGCUGAUUACAUGUACUGUAAAAUACAGUUUAUCGUACAAAAAGA